Messenger RNA from Pipistrellus nathusii (Nathusius's pipistrelle), 2499 nucleotides. The record is from the annotation of a GenBank genome assembly. Lineage: Eukaryota; Metazoa; Chordata; Mammalia; Chiroptera; Vespertilionidae.
AUGAACAGUGGCGGCGGCCUCCCGCCCCCCUCGGCCGCCGCCUCCUCUUCCUCCUCCUCCGCACUGGCGGCGGCGGUGGCGGUGGUGGCCCCGCCGGGGGUCGGGGGCGUCCCCGGCGGGGCGGCGGCGGGAGUGAAGCUCAAGUACUGCCGCUACUACGCCAAGGACAAGACUUGCUUCUACGGGGAGGAGUGUCAGUUCCUGCACGAGGACCCCGCCGGGGCGGCCGCGGGCCUCGGCCUCCAUAGCAACAGCGUCCCCCUGGCGCUGGCGGGCGCGCCCGUGGCCAGCUUUCCGCCCGGAGCGGUGCCGGGCGGGGGGGCCGGGCCGCCCCCGGGGCCCAAGAAGCCGGACCUGGGGACCCCGGGGGCAGGAGCCGCAGCUGGCGGCGGCGGCGGCGGCGGACUCGACGGACCGCGGCUGGCAAUUCCUGGAAUAGAUGGAGGUGCUUUAACUGAUACCAGUCUCACAGAUUCCUAUUUCAGCACCAGCUUUAUAGGAGUCAAUGGAUUUGGAAGCCCUGUAGAAACAAAGUAUCCCUUACUACAGAGAAUGACUAAUAGUAGCAGCUCCCCAAGCCUUCUAAAUGACAGUGCCAAGCCAUAUGCAGGCCAUGAUCCUCUCACUUCACCUGCUGCAUCUUUGUUUAAUGACUUUGGUGCCCUCAACAUCUCUCAGAGAAGAAAGACACCAAAUCCUACUGCAAGCGAGUUUAUUCCUAAAGGAGGAUCAACCUCCAGGCUGAGUAAUGUGUCCCAGUCAAAUAUGUCUGCCUUCUCUCAAGUUUUCUCUCACCCAUCCAUGGGAAGUCCUGCUGCUGCUGGAUUAGCACCAGGAAUGUCAUUGUCUGCUGGGUCUUCCCCUCUUCAUUCCCCCAAGAUCACUCCACAUACUUCUCCUGCUCCCAGAAGAAGAAGUCACACUCCAAAUCCAGCAAAUUACAUGGUGCCUUCCACUGCCUCCACACCUGUUAAUAAUCCUGUUUCUCAGACACCGUCCUCUGGGCAGCUGAUUCAAAAGGAAACUGUCGGCGGGACGACGUACUUCUAUACAGACACAGCUCCAGCCCCUUUGCCUGGAAUGGUAUUUCCAAAUUAUCAUAUUUAUCCUCCAACUGCACCUCAUGUUGCUUAUAUGCAACCAAAAGCAAAUGCACCUUCCUUCUUCAUGGCUGAUGAGCUCCGACAGGAGCUCAUUAACAGACAUUUAAUAACAAUGGCACAAGUUGAUCAAGCAGAUAUGCCAGCAUUCCCUGCAGAAGUUGACAGCUAUCAUAGCCUAUUCCCUCUAGAACCACUGCCACCACCCAACCGAAUACAAAAAUCAAGUAAUUUUGGCUACAUUACAUCUUGCUAUAAAGCCAUGAAUAGCAAAGAUGAUCUGCCAUAUUGCCUUCGGAGGAUACAUGGUUUUCGUCUUGUUAACACAAAGUGCAUGGUGUUGGUUGAUAUGUGGAAAAAAAUUCAGCACUCGAAUAUUGUAACUUUGCGUGAGGUAUUUACCACUAAAGCAUUUGCAGAGCCUUCUCUUGUGUUUGCAUAUGAUUUCCAUGCUGGAGGAGAAACUAUGAUGAGCAGACACUUCAAUGACCCCAAUGCUGAUGCCUAUUUCACAAAGAGAAAAUGGGGUCAACAUGAUGGACCAUUGCCCAGACAGCAUGCAGGAUUAUUGCCAGAAUCUCUUAUUUGGGCAUAUAUUGUCCAAUUGAGUUCUGCACUACGUACCGUUCACACAGCAGGCUUGGCAUGUCGAGUUAUGGACCCAACAAAGAUUCUGAUAACUGGCAAAACAAGGUUGCGAGUAAAUUGUGUUGGUGUAUUUGAUGUCUUAACAUUUGAUAACAGCCAGAAUAAUAAUCCAUUGGCAUUAAUGGCUCAAUACCAGCAAGCAGAUCUGAUAUCAUUAGGAAAAGUUGUGUUGGCUUUGGCUUGCAACUCUUUGGCAGGAAUUCAGCGAGAGAAUUUACAGAAAGCCAUGGAACUGGUGACAAUCAACUACUCUUCUGACCUGAAGAAUCUGAUUUUGUAUCUGUUGACUGAUCAAAACAGGAUGCGAAGUGUUAAUGACAUCAUGCCCAUGAUCGGUGCUCGAUUUUAUACUCAAUUGGAUGCUGCUCAAAUGAGGAAUGAUGUUAUAGAGGAGGACCUUGCAAAGGAGGUUCAAAAUGGAAGACUGUUUAGGCUUCUAGCAAAAUUGGGAACAAUCAAUGAGAGGCCGGAGUUUCAGAAGGAUCCUACCUGGUCAGAGACCGGAGACCGUUACCUGUUGAAACUCUUUAGGGAUCAUCUUUUCCAUCAGGUGACAGAAGCAGGUGCUCCUUGGAUUGACCUCAGUCAUAUCAUUUCUUGUCUUAACAAGUUAGAUGCUGGUGUGCCAGAAAAAAUAAGCCUCAUUUCCAGAGAUGAGAAGAGUGUACUGGUGGUGACUUACAGUGACUUAAAGCGCUGCUUUGAAAACACUUUUCAAGAACUGAUCGCAGCUGCCAAUGGCCAGUUGUAG